CUUGUGUGAAAUCCAAUCUGGAAAGACCUGUCUGUUUCAUUCAAACAGAGCUGUUCGUAUCAACAUAUAUCAGAAAAAAUGCAGUCUGCCGUUUGUUUAAUCGUCCUUACGGUGGGGAGCGUUGCAGGGGACAACAACCUCGCUCUUCUGCGUCCCGCCAACCAUAGUAUGAAUAUCGACUACACUGGUCAAGGCCCAGAGCGGGCAGUGGACGGCUUCAAUAUUACUGGUCCCCAAUGCACCUACGUUGAAGUCGGAGGAUCGUAUGCUCAACCUGGAUGGUGGCAGGUGGAUCUGCAGGUGACUGUCAGAGUGGGCCGUGUCAGGAUCACCCCUGCGGAGUACCCACAUGGCAUACCCAACAAAUUCCGUUUGGACGUAUUCCAAGAUCCGCAGUGUCCUAACCUUUGCGCUGAGUACAACGGGAGAUUCACCGAAGCUGUGGCGGAGACAGUGUACUGCUCCACGCCAGUAAGAGGACGAUUUGUGCGCUUUACCCAAGACAGUCCCAUCUUUUUGUGCGAGGUCGAGGUGUAUGAAUCACGAGAACAGGAAGAGACAGUCAGGGAUGCCCAGUUUGUAAAGCAACCUGGCAAAAAGGUAGUCCUGCCGAACCCUCACGAGGUACAAACCACAUCUGUCCUCCAAUGUGCGAGAUCCUGCUUGGAAUAUGGCUCCUGUCCAUUUUUCAACUACAGUAAACUCGGUGGAAUCUGCGAGAUCUCUUACAACGUGAGCAGCAGCAGUGACAUCACAGUGGAUGCGCCUGGCUGGAGUGUCUUUGAACAGAACGUCUGUUAAUUUAAAGUAUUAAUAUUUCUGUUUCCGAUGGUCAUACGAAACAUACCACUGAUAAAAAUGCCAGGAUUGACAUCCUACUGUUGGAUACCUUCAGAUAGAUUAUUUUCUGUUUUUGUGGACAUUUGGUAGAGGAAAUCUCAUAGAACACUUCAAUU
This is a messenger RNA of Haliotis rubra (blacklip abalone), 956 nucleotides long. RefSeq lists its product as uncharacterized. The transcript is spliced from 4 exons. Lineage: Eukaryota; Metazoa; Mollusca; Gastropoda; Lepetellida; Haliotidae. The record is from RefSeq and is a predicted model, not a curated record. Bases 79 to 801 code for a protein of 240 amino acids.